Molecule: messenger RNA, 3585 nt
Organism: Athene cunicularia (burrowing owl)
Lineage: Eukaryota; Metazoa; Chordata; Aves; Strigiformes; Strigidae
Gene: ATG14
Product: autophagy related 14
Exons: 9
Coding region: 22-1254 (410 amino acids)
Biological process (GO): autophagosome assembly; mitophagy; cellular response to starvation
Cellular component (GO): phosphatidylinositol 3-kinase complex, class III; extrinsic component of phagophore assembly site membrane; mitochondria-associated endoplasmic reticulum membrane contact site
Source: RefSeq, a predicted model, not a curated record
UCAGACAAGAAAGAAAGGCUGAUGCAUCUUAAAACCAAACAGAGAGAAUUCCAAAAACAUGUUUUGAAGGCCAUGGAAGGGAAAGAGAUAACUGAUCAGCUGAGAUGGAAAAUAAUGUCUUGCAAGAUGAGGAUUGAGCAGCUGAAACAGACCAUUUGCAAAGAAAAUGAUGAAAUGACAAGACAUGCGGAGGGGCUUCUGAGAAUUAAAGAGGAGAACCAGAAGCAUUAUCGCAGGGCUCAGCGGCAUCAGGAGAAGAAAGAGAAGAUCCAGAGGCAUAACCGCAAGCUGGGAGACUUGGUAGAGAAAAAAACCUAUGACUUGAAAACCCAGUAUGAGCAUCUGGCAAAUCUUCGUCGGACGCAUAUCCUGGAGCUAACAUCAGUCAUAUUUCCCAUUGAAGAAGUAAAGACAAGCAUGAGAGAUCCUGCAGAUGUGUCUUCUGAGAGUGACAAUGCUAUGACCUCUAGCACUGUGAGCAAGCUCGCGGAAGCCAGGAGAACCACGUAUCUCUCUGGGAGAUGGGUGUGUGAUGAUCAUAACGGGGACACCAGCAUCAGUAUCACAGGGCCUUGGAUCACCCUUCCUAACAACGGAGACUAUUCAGCGUAUUACAACUGGGUGGAAGAGAAGAAGACUACACAAGGACCAGAUAUGGAACAUAAUAACCCUGCUUAUACCAUCAGUGCUGCAUUGUGCUAUGCAACUCAGCUUGUUAACACUUUGUCUCACAUACUUGAUGUAAAUCUUCCUAAGAAGCUCUGCAACAGUGAGUUCUGUGGAGAGAAUCUCAGCAGACACAGGUUCACACGGGCAGUGAAGAAGCUGAAUGCUAAUAUCCUUCACCUUUGCUUCUCUCAGCAUGUAAAUUUAGAUCUGUUGCACCCACUGCAUACGCUCAGGAACCUUAUGUACCUGGUCAGCCCAGACACUGAGAACUUGGGCAGGUCUGGGCCUUUUGAAAUUAGUGCUGAUCUCGAAGACUCCAUGGAGUUUGUGGAUCCCAGUGCCACCGGCGAAACAGAUGAGAGUGGAGAUGAGCACGUCAGCGACGAAGAGACAGACCUGGGGACAGACUGGGAGAAUCUGCCGAGCCCCAGGUUCUGCGAUAUCCCCUCUCAGCAGGUGGAGAUGCUGCAGAGCCAGAGCACGCAGGUGUCCCAGCCCAUCGCCAGCAGCAGCGCUGGGGGAAUGAUCUCAUCUGCUGCUGCCUCGGUGACCUCGUGGCUGAAGGCAUACACUGGACAUCGCUAACGAGCACGGGAAGAAAAGGAUCCUAGGAUUUGUGGAAGGAAGGAAUCCCCUCCCCGACAAUGCUGUAGUAAACCUUUACCUAUUCAGUUAAGUAGUGCCUGGAACAAAAGAAAAGGUCAGACUUUCAUUUUGUAAACCAGAAAAACCUUUUUAUUUACCCAAGAUGACUGUGAUAGUACCAUUUUGUAAAUUAGCUAGCUAUGUACUUCUGAUGGAUUCUGUGACGGCACUUUGUGUCUUGGUUCUGUCUGCAUUGUUGAGUAUCCAAGGACCCGGCAGCCUCCAGCUCUACUUUCUAAAGAAGAAACAGAUUUUGGAGUAUUUGGAUUGGGAUGAGUAUGGAGAGAAGGCUGCUCAGUGUGCAGUCUGGACGGUGGUGCAAAUGCAGUUCACAUUUUCUUAACUCCUUACAGGGUUUUUUGUUUGUGUGUGUUUUAAAUCUGUCUUGCAUAAUGCGAAAAUGCGUAUUUCUAAAUUUUUUUCAUUCAGGACAUGGAAGUUAUGCAUUUUUAACAUGUUUUCUAAUCUCUGUUGCCAUAUUUUUAAUACAAAGAAUCAGCGUGGACAGGAAUUCACACAGCAAAUUGCUCUUAUUUUAGAUUUGGUUGUGAAUCUUUACCCAGUUUUGCCGCAGAAAACUGGCUUGUUUCAUGCUGUUUCCACUGGCAGGUAGUCUAGAAGUUUUGUGUUGUGCUGUCCAAAGCACACAAGCUCUUUACUCUUGAUAUCAUACACCAAAGAAACACUGGACGUUCUCUUAGCUAGACCCACAUUUGAUGCUGAUACAGGAUUGCGUUGUUGCAAUAAUCGGCUCCGACACCAUGUUGCCGCUUUUUAAUAUUUGAAAAAAAAAACCAACCUCAUUUCAAGCUAGUUUAAUGAAGUCACGCGGUCUCCACACUACAGGCGUUUUAAAACCUAUUUUAUGUUUAUGGCGGGUUUGUUUUUUAUCCCUCUUGUUUACUGAAUGCCAAGAAGUUGGUUUCAUUUCACUGCAGAAACGCUGGCGGCGCAGCUGGCUGGCUUGUAAAGCUACGGGAGGUGUGACGCUGACAGAUGCGUCCCUUAACAAGUGCUCCUCCGCUUCCUCUGCCUUGCCGUGUGUAUUACUUAAAGAUGGGUUUGCUCAGCAAGGCUUCCAACGUAUGGUUUACAUUUUCUAUAGCUGGGACGUUACUUCUCCACAGGGUAAACUAACGUAAAAGCGUCCUCCCAGCCCUCUGGGUGGGAAGAUUUUUGCCACUCUCCCCUGUAGCUUCCCCGUGGCGAUGCAGCCUGUAACAGGGGCACGGUGAGGUUGCAGAGUGAUGCACAAGCCACGUUCCUGCCAUCAGGCAGCGUCCUCCUGCGUGUCCUUCCAGCUCCGGGGCUGGCUUCCCCGGCCGUCUCCCGGCGUGGUGUGUGGUGGUUUUGCUCUGGUCACCACAGAGCCGGGGGGUUUCUCUGCAGCCAGCUCCCCCACCGAGGAGAGGGUGGAAAAGCAGUUUGGUACCCAGUGAGCUCCCCUCAGCCAGGGGUACGGGCUGAGUCAGGUGUCUCCCAGCCCCCUGCCCCUCUCCUAUGGCAGCUCUUUCUCUUUGGCCUUGCAGAUGGGCGUCUGUUGUCAGUUUGAUUUUUUUAAUUUUUUUUUUUUAAACCAAAGACCCUUAACUCCGCACUAACAGCACGCACGGUGUUAGAUGAAGACACCCUCGAUCCUACCAUUCUUUUGGUCUAAAUCCAAGAGUUGGGUUUGUUUUAAGAGAACAGCCAAGAUUCCCUUGACUACUGCAGCCUGAACGGGGACGGAGCCCCCCGGCCCCUCCAGCAGUGAGCGGGGCCGGGAGGGUUUGGUCACUGCUCAGUUCACAGCACUUUACUCACUUGCAGCUAUCGGAUCCUUUGCAGUUCUGAGCAACCAGCACACGCUCACCAGUACUGUAUAGUGGGCUCUGAGCAUCACACAGCCCCCUCUGGUUCCCCAUUUAUUUUGCACUGGACCCCACCAUAGAAAUAUAUUUUCUUUUUUUUCUUUUUUCUUUUUUUUUAAUACGUAUUUCAGUCACUCUUUCAUUGCUGCCUUUGGGCUACUCUGAACCCCUAAAAGUCAGGCCAUGAUUCUGCUUUGUACGUUGUCAUUUACUUGCUUAGGGGAAGAAAAAACAACAUAAAAAAAACCUUUUAAAGCCAUAUACUUCAUAAUCAUCAUGUUUUCCAAAUAAUUUAUUUAUAACCAUGUCAUACUCUGAAAGUGCAACGGCACUGCGAGGGUGUUAAAUUGCAUUGGGAUAGGUCUUUUCGUGAAACAUUUUUGUAACAGAACACAGAUUGUGAGUUGGUUUGGUUUUUUUU